Molecule: messenger RNA, 3809 nt
Organism: Zophobas morio
Lineage: Eukaryota; Metazoa; Arthropoda; Insecta; Coleoptera; Tenebrionidae
Exons: 2
Coding region: 252-3746 (1164 amino acids)
Source: RefSeq, a predicted model, not a curated record
CAUAUUACACGUUAUUAUGCAACCCAUUAUACACAGAACUGCGCAUUCGACUUUGUCUAGGUGGGCGUAAAAAUCCCAAUGACGGUCCUGUCGUGCUAAAAAUAAAUAGUAUCUGUGCAUUUUUAAAGUGAUAUUGUGUAUAAUUCUUUCAAUAAUAAUCCAUAGUGACAAUCUUUGAGGUCAACGUCAAACUAGAACCAGUUAGAACAACAAUAAUAAUAAUAAUAAUAAUAAUAGUGUGGAUCGAAGCAAUGGCAACCGUCGUCGACCACUUCCUAGACGGCUUCCACCGCCUCGAAGGAGACACCAUUGCCCACAGACAUCGAAACUUCUUCAAGCUUCUGCACCAGCUCGCCCCGGCGCUGAAGGACAACGUGGGGGCGCUGGAUGCCAUCGCGGCAAACUUAAACCCUCGAACGCACCUCGAGAGCUUAUUUAGAGUGGAUUUUCUGAUUUACUUUCGACGGAGGCGCGAAUUGUGGGAGUUAUUGAAGGAAGGAAACGACGUGUUUGUCAGUAAAGUGGUGAAGCAGACUUGGUUUUUCAAGGAUGGGUUCGAGGACGUGUCGGGGGAGCAACUGGUGAAUGAAAUUUUACCGUGCUUGUCUUUUUCGGUUCGUAUGAAGGUACUGAGGAAGAUGAGUAGGUACGCUGGGUGUGAAAAGUUCGGUGAAGUGUUUGACGCGGUUGUCCGUCGAUACGGGAUUUAUUUGGCGGCGCAGUUUAUUACUGGGUGUGGUCCUGAUAAAAUAAAACAAGUUAUAGUGGACUAUCCUGUACAAUUGAAGUCAAAACAGUUGCGAAUUAUGUACGAGAAGGACCCCGGACUUGUCGAUUUUUACUUUAGUUGUAGCAAAAAUUCGUUGAAUGACUGCUGUUACUAUAGUCUGGUUAAGUUUAUUGGUGGUACCGACCACGACUUGUUUAAGUAUCUGAAAGAUAAGUAUAAUUUGUGGCCAAAACUUGGCCGACGAGCUACAAAGAAGUACGUAGCGGUCAAAAGAGAUGAAAUACUUAAGGACCCUUACGCCUUCGAACACAUAGACAUGAAAGCCGCCUUAAGAAAAAUUGGUACCGACUGUGUACAAAUCUUCACCAAUGCUCUCCCUCUUCAAAUUAACAACUGCUUUAACAUCGACUGGCUCUUUCGCAGUUUCGACAAAAAGUACCACUAUAGCUUAUUCGUGCAAACUUUUCAAGCCCACUACAAUAUAGAGUUUGCUGAUUAUCCGUCACUGAUUGAUGAAGAUCUACUAAAAGUUAUACCAGACGACGCGGAACGAGCAGCUUUAGCAAGAGUUAAAGUCGACGCAGGCCACCACAAAUACCUCAAGUACUUACCCACUGAACAAUCUGUUCCACGUAUCAAAGAAAAAAUCGACUCAGCGUCGAGGAUCACCGAAAAAAGUAAACUAACAAAAUCGCUACUGGAAACGUGCGAGAUUAACAAAAACAUGGACGCUUUACUUGAAAUUAUAAAAUAUUUUAGUUUGAAUUACGUACACGAGGACAUCUCAUUUCGUUUAAAAUUUAUCCGUAACAUCCGAAAGGUUGUAGGUUUUCAAAACUUGACUGAAGAAAUGUGGAACAUGUUAAGUGUGUUGCUGCACACUCAGCCAAUGCUUCUACUUGAUUUCGAAUAUUUCGAUACAAGAACUUCUGCUCACUUGAAGUUUUCUUAUAUGGAGAGUGUGUUCAAAAAGAACCAGUCCAUAGAUAAGUUAUUUGAACAAUAUUUCAAUCGAAAUUUUGCGUACCCUGAAUACAAAGAGUACGAUAAAAACUUUGCCAAAUACUUUUUGGAGUUUAGUAUAAAGCGACUUGGAGACACCCUUCGACUCGAAAGUUUAAACGCUUACUACAACUUAAUUCUUGAGAUUGAUAAGUGGAAUGAAGACUUUAAAGACGACCAACUAACAUUUUAUGAUUUUCCGCUGCUACUUGACGCGUUUAACUACAUUAUUAAAAAUCGUAAGACUGUGUUUUUUCCUCGAGUACGCACUUUGUUCCGUAGCAAAAUUUUCACCAAUGAAGAAAACCCUCACAGGAACGAAUAUAUGCAGAUUUACUGGGAACGUUUCAAACACUUUGGCAACUUGAGUGACUUUUGUUGGUUUUUGAAACACGACCUCGCUACAGCUACCACUUGGUUUAGCACCAUUUUCGAUAUUUUAACCAGAAGAUGUACUAAUUCUAGUUGUUUCAGAAUAUGGAGCGAAAUUAAAAAGUUCAGUCACUUAAAACUCGACGAAAAAUCGCUCCAGAUGUGUUUAAUAAAGCUCCAUGACGACAAUUGCACCGAAAUGAAACCCAAGCUCGUUCCAGCGUUGUCUGUUUUGAUGAAACCUGACGAUUUUGCGGCAUUAGGGGACGCCUACAAGCCCGCGGACAGAAAAUUGGACAUGCACGACGGAAAACAACUCAGGUUGUAUAACUUGCAGUGUGCCAUCGCUAAGUGUUUUGGAAACACGAGGACCUAUAGGGUUGUUCCUUCGUUGUUGGGUUACUGCGCGGGAGAUUAUUUUAAAUAUGCCCUGAAAUCGUUGAACAGCUUGUUGUAUCGAACACCAGAAAACGAACUUCCUCAGUACUUGAACUACCUAUCGGACAAGGCAGUGUCGGUACGAAAGCAUGCCGUCUACAUGACUUGUGAGCUUAGUACUCCGGCGAACGUUGAAACUAUGCUUCGGGUGUUGAAUAAGCACGAAACGGUGGAGUCGCUUCAGAAGUAUAUGUUUGUCGCUACGAUUCAGUACUUUGUGAAAAAUCCGACCGAGUCUUUGUUUGAACUGGUUAAGUUGAACAUGCUCUUUAUUAGCAAAGCUGAUGAAGAAUCGUUGAAAAGUAUAACAAAACUUGUGGGGAAGAUACCACAGAAGUAUCAAGCUCGGUACGUUGUGUACGCAUGGGAACGGUUAGAAAACACUGUGGAGGUUUGUGAAAAGUUGUCACUAUUGAAAGACAAAAUUCUUAAGAGGGUGAGCUUGGAAAUAGCUGGAGAACUUCCACUAGAAUUCUGCAUACGGGUUAUCCAGCAGCACUUCAUGACGAAAAAUAAUGCCAAAGACUUAAACACUAUGUAUUCAUUCAUGUUCAAAGUGUUAACCACGAAGGACGAAAAAGAACUUAUUUUCGAAACAAUCUUCACACUUGUUGACCGUUGUCAAAGCAAAAACGAAGUUUUCAAGUUUCUCCAUGGUUUCUAUAGCGAAAUUAUGCACUCGGGAAGUACGAAUUUAAAAUACAUGGAACCGUUUGUGCACUACUACGACAAGCAAAUUUCACUCGUUGACAAUUUUCCCGACUUCAUUAAGAUGUUUUUCUUACGAUUGAAACUGGAAUCGCCGUUCUGGACUGUCGACGACUUGGCAUUGAAAACUUUAAUCAUCUUCGAAGAAGUGGUUUCAAAAUGUGGUCCGUGUGUAGUUCGUCUGUUUGCACAAGAAAUGGAUUCGAACUUGAUUUACCUUAAAAGGCACUGGUUCGAAAAUGAAGCGGUUUAUUACAGUAUGUUGAAGCAACGUGCCAGUGCUGACGUGGCAAUUCUGCUGUUAGAAGUAGUUUCAAAGAAGCCAUGGCACAGUUCGUCAGAAAACAAAGCUUUGAAGAAAUUUUUGCAAGAUGUCAAGACUAUUGAAGAUCUCGGAGUGCAAGUGUGUUUAAGGUGUACAGACAAAGUCGAUCAUGCGCUAUGGACUACGGAUUGCCCCUCAUGUAUGGAAACAGAGGAUGAAAUAGAAGCGUGAACAAACCAGUCAAACUAUUUAUAGAAUUCGUUGUAGAAUCUUUGCAAUUUUAUGGUAUUAAUA